AUAUCCCUGCAGCAUGGAAAAUUCAGCUGGGUACAUUGUGGGUCAUUUGCCCGGGCCAUUGCGCGUGCUUCAUGGUACAGCGGUUAUUGUCACUGAUGUCUUGGGUAUCACCGGCAAUCUUCUGGUCAUCAUCUUGAUUGUGACCACGUCCAAGCUCCGGACCUCCCACAACGCCUUCGUGUGUAAUCACAGUCUGGUCAACCUCCUGUUGUCCAUCGUCUUCUUGCCCUUUUACGCCGUGGCUGUCCUGGCAGGGAAGUGGCCCGAGGCCCUAGACCCGAUCCUUUGUCGAUUCAGCGCCCAUUUCUCAGCCCUAUUGUGGCACGUGUCUCUGAUCAACCACUGCGCUCUUGCGAUCAACAGGUACCUUCUCGUGGGAAAAUCACCCGCUGUUUACGACAAAUACUGUGGGAGGAAACCAAUUGCCUUCGUUCUGCUAUCUACGUGGUUUCUUGCUGUCGCGGUAGCUGUCAUCUUUCACGUUAAGUUUGAGUCUCAAUACCAGCCCCUCUUUUCCUUCUGUAUUACCAACGUUGACCCUGGUUCCCGUCUCAUUGUUACUGUGAUCUCGAGCAUAACAGUUGUGACCGGCAUGAUCGUGAUACCUGUGCAGUACUACCGGAUAUUCCGUGUGGUGCAGGCGAGCGGGCGACAGUUUCUUAGACCAACCGCAAUGGUACCCGUCGCCUUGGCCGAGACAGCAUUGCCACGUCGUGGUCCACACCCAAGGUCUUCGGCUUCCCGGUCUGUCACAAAAGAAGAGAUCCGACUCAUCAAGAUGUCAGUGAUUGUGACGCUCGUCUACCUGCUUUCGUAUGUGCCAAUAUCCGUCAUUUCCGUGAUCGGUAUGUACAAUCCGGUUGUUUUUCGAGGGGCACGGCUUGGGGUGUUCAUCCUGUCGUUAACGCCGGCCGUUGAUCCAGUAAUCUAUGCCUGGAUGAACAGAAAUAUCAGAAAAGCCUGCUGUCGAGUCAUCAGGUGUCAGCAACUAGCGCAUGCAGCACGACGUCGGUAGGUUGGAGGACCCUUUAAUUGGUAAGGAAACCAGCAUCUAUAUAAUUAUGUAUGGUUUCGUGCACAAGUACCCCUCACCAGUUACAAGGAGAGAGGUGAGACUGACAUUUAAACACCAUUGUCGGCGUUCACGCUUAGUGCGUUGGCUCUAUAUAUGUGAUGGCCAUUUGGGUCGUGCUCCACGAAUCUGCUUCAUGUAUUCAACUCUGAGAUAGGGAGGAGCCUGAUUGUUUCUUUGUAGCCUCACUUUAAAAACACUGUUCAUUUAAACAAUAAGGUAUCAUGACUUCUUGCCCGUGAUUUGGAGCUGUACACAGAGAUGCUUUACAAGGACGGCCUCUUUUUCGAUUCAAGAUGGCAAACUCUUCUAAAGGUUAGCAUGCGGAAACCCUAUUGCCGGAUACAUGUACUCAUUUUGUGUAAAUUCUACGCGAUACCCGAGCAAAAAUGUACACGCAUGCGUAUAGUUGACUCUUGGCGUUCGCUCAUGGAGCUCAGAUUUCCAGUACUGUUUAAUAUGUACUGCGUCGCCUUUGAAACAUUGGUUUUUCGAACAAAGUCAUCUUUAAGACAUUGGUUAUAAUUAUUCCUUGUAACAAUACGAACCUGGGGGUGGCUUUCUUUGACUUCUACCGUAGCCUUACUAACUAUUGUUAUUCAUUAUUUGUAGCAGUAACUUCUUCAGCGUUCAUGAGAGGUAUUCGUAACGUUAUUACGUGAACAUUUUAUUGCCUCACGUUCAGUAAGUGAAAUAAACAAUGUAGAUAAGGCUGUAAAGAUUUACGCUCAUAAGAUAAAAGCUAGGCUACAGCUUAUAAUAUUAGCAGUACCGUUGAAGGUAAACAUCGUGAAUGAGAUGAGAAAUGAAUUAAGGCAAGCACAGAAUGUCAAACAGCAAACUUAGCUUUUAUUUUGAUGUCUUGGCUGUCGACCAGUCCGAUGAAAAUAGUAUCAUUUACCCAUCGUACUGACCAUUUGCUGUGUACUUAAAUAAUGGCGGUUGUAAAUGACUUGAUGAGGUCGUUCGUACGGGCGUUUCACAUAGUACGCCGCUAAGAGUUUGAAACGCGGUGACCACCGUACACAGUGUUCUUUUGAAUGGGUUGACCAUAGUCCAUACGCGUCGAAUGGCAAUGUGCGUUUGGAAAGAGUCACCGUGUUCCAAACUCUUGGUGACGCACUAUCCGGUUUAUGACGUGACGUCAAUUCAGUUUAAACCACUGCACAUGCACUGCACGUAGAGUUGCAUGCAUUGAUCACCGUUUACAUGGAACCGGAA
Messenger RNA from Acanthaster planci (crown-of-thorns starfish), 2293 nucleotides. RefSeq names its product alpha-1D adrenergic receptor-like. The record is from RefSeq and is a predicted model, not a curated record. Gene Ontology annotation, cellular component: membrane. NCBI's taxonomy places the organism in Eukaryota, Metazoa, Echinodermata, Asteroidea, Valvatida, Acanthasteridae. Gene Ontology annotation, biological process: G protein-coupled receptor signaling pathway. Gene Ontology annotation, molecular function: G protein-coupled receptor activity.